Molecule: messenger RNA, 2028 nt
Organism: Saprolegnia parasitica CBS 223.65
Lineage: Eukaryota; Oomycota; Saprolegniomycetes; Saprolegniales; Saprolegniaceae
Exons: 2
Coding region: 1-2028 (675 amino acids)
Molecular function (GO): protein binding
Source: RefSeq, a predicted model, not a curated record
AUGGCGAGCUUCAUCGACGUCGUGCUGCACCAAGCCGAGAUCGCAGCGAUGGUUUUUGAGUUUCAGUUGGGCGUCUACGAAGACGUUCUUUCCCGCUUCAUGGACUUUCGGUUCCUCGUCGACUUCACGCCGUGUGGUGCGUGGUACAAUGGCUACUACGCGCUCGACCCAGCGCUGCGCACGUCGCUACGCGGUUUCAGCGACGCGGCGGCGCGCGAGAAGCUGCGCGCGACCGAUCUGUACCUCAACGAGCUCAACUACCGCGACGAGCGCUUCCCACUCCAUCUCGCGAUUGCGGAGGGCGAUAUUGUUGCGGCCAAGCGCAUGCUGGCCUGCCGCCCCGACCUUGCCUACCAAGAUGCCAUCGCAGUCGCAGUCGAGUUUGACCAGCUCGAGAUGGCAGCACUCCUUUUGGAGCUCCGCGCCACGAUAACGAAUCUGUUGGUCCCGUUUGACGCAACGUUUCUCGGCGAGCCACCAAGGAGCCUCGACAGUUGGCUGCCGUUGCAAGUGCUCGAGAAGGACAAUGCCGCCAUCUUGCCACGCUGCAGAAAAGGGCGCGGCGCAGACAGCCAUUUUCUCUACGAGCGCAUGCCCGACGCGAUUUACGCUGGGUUUAUGAACGACGCGGCCAAAAUGGGUCUUCUCGCGAUCGUCCAGGACCUCCACAGUCGCGGCGAGGCCUGCACGACAGACGCCAUGGACCAAGCGGCAGCCAACGGACAUCUGGAGGUCGUUCGGUUCCUUCAAGAGCAUCGAACCGAGGGCUGCUCGACGGACGCCAUGACUCUGGCCGUUGCGAACGGGCACGUGGACGUCGUCCGCUUCUUCAUCGAGCGUCGCGGUCUCAGCGUGCCAUGUGACGCUCUCGACGUGGCAGCAGUCAACGGACAUUUGGAGCUCGUCACGUAUCUACAUGGCCUCGGGAUGACUGCGCCACUCGCCAUCGACUUUGCCGCUGCGAACGGCCACCUCGACGUUGUUCGAUUUCUCUUGGACCAUCACAGUGAGAAUGGUACCACUCGGGACACGCUCGUCCACAAGCUGCUUCAGUGCGGCGGCAACGACAUCGUUCUGGACCUUGUCGCACAGGGGUAUCCGCUUCCGACAGGCGACGUUGCCUUGACCGAGUGCCUCAAGAAGCCCCAUGCACUGGCCGUCCUGCAGCUCCUUCUCGACCACAACGUGCUCUUUACGCCCAAGAUGAUGGCGGCAAUCUGCACCGAGGCCAAUGACGAUGUCUUCCAACUCGUCGAAACGAAAGUGCCAGCGUCGCCGUGGACCUGUGAGAUGGUCCAGUCGGCACUCCGAAACAAGCACAUCCAUCGCGCCAUCAACGCCGUCGCCCAACAACCCGAACUGCGCGACUUUAGCUUGGCAGAGCUCAUCGGUCGCAGCAGCAUCGAUGUACACCCACGCGAUUUUAUACCGACGACGGGCGUUGACGCGCCGCGCACUCUCGUGUGCAACUGGUGGUACACGUCCGACUUGAAGGUCUUUGAGAUGCUGCUGCCGUACUGCAUGCAAGACGACGACCCUAUUGACAAUCUCGCCUUCCUCGUCCACUUGUACGUCAAGCGCUCGACGUCCUUGACCCAGUCGUGGCUUUUGCUACUAAAAGGUGAAAUGGUGCGCCAAGCAACGGCGGCCAACUGCCUCCUUUCCAACACGGAGGCCGGUGUGGACGUUGAAGUGCUGGCUGCGGCGCUGCUCGCUCGGGGCGCCGUGACCACCCGCCUCGUACCCAGAGGUCGUAUGCUCGAGCGAACGCUCGACAAGUCGGCGGUCGCCGACUGGGGCUUGACGGUGCUCUUUGUGCAUUUCUGGUCGACGGAUGUCAUUAAGCAUGCGCUGCAAUUGGUGCAGUGGAUCGACCAAGUCCAGGACGACGAGAUGAAAAGCCACCUGCAGCGGCUUCUCAAAGACAAGCUGGCUCGGCUCGAGUGUCCGCACAUCCUCACGGCCGCAGAGAAACAAGCGGACGACGCGCAAUUCGACAUGUUGUGGCCUACAAGUGCGGACUACUAA